Trypanosoma rangeli is the source of this 756-nucleotide messenger RNA. RefSeq lists its product as uncharacterized. The record is from RefSeq and is a predicted model, not a curated record. Lineage: Eukaryota; Euglenozoa; Kinetoplastea; Trypanosomatida; Trypanosomatidae. The transcript has a single exon. Bases 1 to 756 code for a protein of 251 amino acids.
AUGCAUUAUUAUGGGCCCCUUACGGUUGAGACGGCCAGUGCAGGUGGCAGUGCAACUGAAUCCAUUUGUCUUCUUGCCAAGUUGACGUACGUGGAAGCAACAUGCCCCCCGAACUGCAGUUCCUCAGCAAGGGAGAGCAGUAAUGAUGUUGCGUUCACGAUGUAUUUUAAGGCAGAGAUCAGUGAACUCCCCGAGAAAUUGAAGGGCAAAACCGUUACCCUCGACGGAAGUAGGAUAUAUCCACUUUGGAAGUCGGGGGUGUGUAACUUACCACAAAUUCAACACGCAGCUGGAGCGGUGCCUGGGCACCAAACUCCGGGGGGCCAACAACCACAAUCACAAGCAGCAAUAACGUCAUCUUCGGAGGGAACUCAGCAGGGCGGAAGUUCGCCAGGCAGCAGUGCAGGUACUGGAGUCUCCGCUCCUAAUGCUGCUGAGCAGUCGGGCAGUGCGGGACCCACAGGGAGUCAGGGAACAUUAACAUCACCGACUGGCGCUGUGGAUUCAUCAAAAGCCACAGGAGACAGCGGGGCGCAAGCACCCUCAGCCUCUGCACAGCCAUCCGGCACCUCCACUUCCAACACUCCCGCUGGCGGCGAUGGUGGAAGCGCCACUACAACCACGACCAGCAGCAGCCCCAGUGGUGGGAAACACACAAAAGGCAAUGCGGACGGCAGCGACACGCUCACUGUGUGGGUGCGUGGCACGCUGCUGCUGCUGCUGACGGCUGCUGUUGCCUGUGCUGCUGGGGAGUGA